GGAGAUUUAUAUAUUACUUUAAUAUAGAAUAAAAACCCACUUCCCCAUCUCUAUCUCUAAGAAAAAAUCUUUUCCUCCCUCUCCACGCGACGCCUUACCAUCGUUUCCUCGCCUCCGAGACAGAGCGGGAGCUCCCGGAACACUAGCUUCGGAUCGAGGGAGCCGUCGAGGAAUUUGGUGGUCGAUGUGCUUUGAAAUCGGUUGAGAUGAUGUUUAUUAGGGUGUUGGAGGGAUUGGAUCCCAUGUCUGGGGUUUGAAGAUUUGACGAUUUCGGUGAUGUGUGUUGUUUGUUUAAGUUGAGUCCGCCGUCGGCUUUGGGUACUCGGCCGAUGCGGAGACUAGGUUUCGUUGGUGGCGAUGGGGAAGUGUGUUGAUGAUUUGGUCUCUGUGGUGGUAACGGGCGAACUGCUUCUUGGUAGGGGGAAAGGAAACUCCGACGCUUGUUAUGGUUCUUGGUUUGUUCGAUGUUUGUGAGGGAGGAAGCAGAACAGCAGGUUUUAGCUUAGAAUGGCUGUGUCAAAUGAAAAGUGGAUUGACGGGCUCCAGUUCUCAUCCCUCUUCUGGCCACCACCCCAAGAUGAGACGCAAAGGCAGGCACAAGUUUUGGCCUAUGUUGAAUACUUCAGCCAAUUCACCUCAGAGGAAUUCCCAGAAGAUAUAGCUCAGCUAAUCCAAAGUCAUUAUCCCUCUAAAGAAAAGCGCCUUCUGGAUGAAGUUCUGGCUCUAUUUAUUCUACAUCAUCCGGAGCAUGGCCAUGCAAUUGUCCAUCCUAUUCUGUCACUAAUAAUUGAUGGGACAUUGGUGUAUAAUAGAAACAACCCGCCGUUUAGUUCUUUCAUAUCCUUAGUCAGCCAAAAUUCAGAGAAACAGUGUUCUGAGCAAUGGGCUUUGGCAUGUGGUGAAAUUUUACGCAUAUUGACCCACUACAAUCGGCCAAUUUUCAAGGCUGAGUGUCAUAAUACUGGAACUGAGAGGAGCAAUAGUUGUAACCAUGCAACGACAAGCAAGUCUGAGAAGCAAGAAGCUAACAAUCCAAUUCUACAGGAACAUGAUAGGAAACCACUACGACCAUUAUCUCCGUGGAUUACAGACAUAUUGCUUGCUUCACCAUUGGGCAUUAGAAGUGAUUAUUUUAGAUGGUGUGGUGGGGUCAUGGGCAAAUAUGCAGCUGGCGGAGAACUAAAACCUCCAACAACUGCUUGUAGUCAUGGAUCUGGAAAACAUCCUCUACUUAUGCCAUCAACUCCUCGAUGGGCUGUUGCCAAUGGAGCCGGAGUUAUAUUGAGUGUUUGUGAUGAGGAAGUAGCUCAUUAUGAAACUGCAAAUUUGACAGCAGCAGCUGUGCCUGCACUUUUACUCCCUCCUCCUACGACCCCCUUGGAUGAGCAUCUUGUUGCUGGACUGCCUCCUCUUGAACCUUAUGCUCGUUUGUUUCAUAGGUACUAUGCAAUUGCUACACCAAGUGCAACACAGCGGCUACUUCUUGGACUUCUUGAAGCACCUCCAUCAUGGGCUCCAGAUGCGCUUGAUGCUGCUGUACAGUUAGUCGAACUCCUUAGAGCAGCCGAGGAUUAUGCAUCUGGCAUGAGGCUUCCAAGAAAUUGGAUGCAUUUGCAUUUCCUGCGUGCUAUUGGCAUUGCGAUGUCCAUGAGAACUGGUGUUGCUGCAGAUGCUGCAGCUGCUUUACUCUUCCGCAUACUCUCACAACCUACACUGCUUUUUCCGCCUUUAAGGCAUGCUGAAGGAGUUGAAGUCCAUCAUGAACCCCUGGGUGGUUUUAUAUCAUCAUAUAAGAAACAGCUUGAAGUUCCUGCAUCAGAAGCUUCUAUUGAAGCAACAGCUCAGGGGAUUGCGUCAAUGUUGUGUGCCCAUGGUCCUGAUGUUGAAUGGAGAAUGUGUACCAUAUGGGAAGCUGCAUAUGGUUUGCUUUCUCUGAGUUCCUCCGCUGUUGACUUGCCUGAAAUAGUAGUUGCAGCUCCAUUGCAACCUCCUCCAUUAUCUUGGAAUUUGUAUCUACCGCUAUUAAAAGUCUUGGAGUAUCUCCCACGAGGAAGCCCAUCUGAAGCAUGCCUCAUAAGGUUAUUUGUCGCUACUGUUGAAGCUAUACUCAGAAGAACCUUUCCUUCAGAAAGCUCUACUAAGCAAAAACGUAAAUCAAGACUUCAUGGAAGCAUGUGGUCUGCAACUAAGAACUUUGCUAUUGCAGAGCUUCAUACAAUGAUUCAUUCUCUAUUUCUGGAAUCUUGUGCAACAAUGGACCUUGCAUCCCGUUUAUUAUUUGUUGUGCUAACUGUUUGUGUUAGUCAUGAAGCUUUACCAAAUGGGAGUAAAAGGUCAACAGACUAUGGUAGUUAUUCUGCAGAUGAAUUCACUGAGGAGCCACAAGUUGUCAAUGGAAGAGCUGCUAAUAGAAACAAAAAUCGGAAGAAACAAGGACCUGUCUCAACAUUUGAUUCCUACGUUCUGGCAGCUGCAUGUGCAUUGGCUUGUGAGCUUCAGUUGUUUCCUAUAAUUUCAAAAAAUGGUAUACAUUCAGAUUCCAAGAAAUCUGCAAAAAGCAUCAAGGCUGCAAAAACUAAUGGAAUUGCUUAUGAGUUACAUAGUACUAUAAGGUCUGCUGUCUGUCACACUCGUAGAAUUCUUGGAAUUUUGGAAGCCCUAUUCUCACUGAAGCCAUCUUCUAUUGGUACGUCAUGGAGCUACGGUUCGAAUGAGAUAGUAGCUGCUGCUAUGGUUGCUGCACAUGUUUCUGAGUUAUUUGGAAGAUCAAAGGCUUGCAUGAAUGCUCUCUCCAUUAUGAUGCGCUGCAAGUGGGAUGUAGAGAUUUCCACUAGGGCAUCUUCACUUUAUAAUCUUAUUGACAAACAUGGCAAAAUUGUUGCCUCAAUAGUUCAUAAGGCUGAACCUCUCGAAGCACAACUAGUACAUGCACAAGUGCGGAAGGAUGAUCCAACAUGUUCAAGUGGUAGAGUAUCAGUUUCUACGGGCAGCAGCAUCUUUUUACCAGAGGAUAUCCCAUGCUCAGAUUCUAACUGUAGUUCAUCAGGAACAUUUGUAAAGGCUGGCAAAGGAAUUUUAUCCACUGACACUAUUAUAGAGACAUCAGGGAAAAGUUUUUCAAGUUUGCCGGUUGAUGCUUCAGAUUUGGCAAAUUUUUUAAUGACAGACUGGUAUGUCGGUUACAAUUGUGGCGCACAAACUCUACUGAGAUCUGUUCUUGCAGAGAAACAGGAAUUAUGUUUCUCUGUUGUUUCAUUGUUGUGGCAUAAACUAAUUGCAGCCCCAGAAACAAAAAUGAGUGCAGAAAGUACAUCUGCUCAUCAGGGUUGGAGACAGGUUGUAGAUGCAAUUUGCAAUGUCGUUCCAGCAUCACCAACAAAAGCUUCAACAGCUAUCGUUCUACAGGCAGAAAAGGAUUUGCAGCCAUGGAUUGCAAGGGAUGAUGAGCAAGGGCAGAGAAUGUGGAAAAUCAACCAUCGAAUAGUUAAAUUGAUUGUGGAACUUAUGAGAAACCAUGAAUGCCCAGAAGCACUGAUAAUCCUGGCAAGUGCCUCGGAUCUUUUACUCCGUGCCACAGAUGGAUUGCUUGUCGAUGGAGAAGUAUGCACUCUGCCACAAUUGGAGCUUCUAGAAGUGACAGCUAAAGCAGUUCAACUUGUGAUACACUGGGGAGAAACAGGUCUUGCAGUUGCAGAUGGCCUCGCAAAUCUGCUUAAGUGCCGUUUAUCAUCAACGGUCCGUUGCCUUUCUCAUCCAAGUGCACAUGUUCGUGCUCUCAGCACAUCAGUUCUUCGGGACAUAUUGCACAGCAGCCCAACAACCAUAUCCAGCGGUUGUUUGAACGUGGAUGGCCAGCGCAAUUGCAAUUCAUCUUACCACUGGCAGGCAGACAUGGAGAAAUGCAUACAAUGGGAAGCUCAGAGCAGACUUGCGACUGGUCUAACGCUUGCUUACCUUUGUGCCGCUGCAAAGGAAUUAGGCUGCCCCAUCGAUUGUUGAGGAGCUGCAGCAAAGUCCCUGAUGCGACAGCCAAGCUCUGAAACCAUCAUAUGUUUAAUAUUACGUGGUUAAACUUGCCAAUGCAUCGUACUUAUUAUGCAUGUUUAUGGUUUGGAAAACGGUUGUCAACUUAACAAAUGUCGUGUUUUCUUCCGCUA
This is a messenger RNA of Musa acuminata AAA Group (dessert banana), 4157 nucleotides long. RefSeq names its product protein GIGANTEA. Bases 508 to 3999 code for a protein of 1163 amino acids. The record is from RefSeq and is a predicted model, not a curated record. The transcript has 15 exons. NCBI's taxonomy places the organism in Eukaryota, Viridiplantae, Streptophyta, Magnoliopsida, Zingiberales, Musaceae. Gene Ontology annotation, biological process: response to stress; regulation of circadian rhythm; regulation of long-day photoperiodism, flowering. Gene Ontology annotation, cellular component: nucleus.